Botrytis porri is the source of this 1500-nucleotide messenger RNA. RefSeq lists its product as uncharacterized. The record is from RefSeq and is a predicted model, not a curated record. Gene Ontology annotation, biological process: G protein-coupled receptor signaling pathway. Gene Ontology annotation, cellular component: membrane. NCBI's taxonomy places the organism in Eukaryota, Fungi, Ascomycota, Leotiomycetes, Helotiales, Sclerotiniaceae. The transcript has 3 exons. Gene Ontology annotation, molecular function: mating-type a-factor pheromone receptor activity. Bases 1 to 1500 code for a protein of 499 amino acids.
AUGUCCACGAUCAUAAGCACAGGACCUGAUCCACCAGGAGUGAAUUACAUGGUCUCCGCCAAUUCCAUUACACUUCCAAUAUUCUCGAUAAUCUUCAUAAUACUUCUCAUCGUUCCAUUCCGUCUCCUUUACCGCGUCAGCAAUAUAGCCGCCUGCUCUCUCGUCAUUAUCAACAUAAUUUCUCUCAUCUUUGUCGCCAUGAAUGCUCUCAUUUGGCCUACCGACUCCCUCAUAUCUCGAUUCUCUGGACACAUAGUCUGCGAUAUUCAAGUACUCAUCCGUCAAGCUCUCUACACAGCUAUGACCUCAACAACAUGUUGCAUAUCUUUGUAUCUAGCAAGAGCGGUCACUCCGGAUAAUGCAUGUAUGCAUGAAACUCGAGCGAUGAAAAGACAAAGAGUAGCGAAAGAUUGUGCUUUUUGUUUUACAAUUCCAAUUCUACAAGUAGCGCUACAUUAUACAAUACAAACGAAUAGGUUCACGGUUAUGACAAUUUAUGGAUGUGUGGAUGCGACAGAUUUGAGUUGGCCAAGUAUUAUUAUCCUACAUAUUUGGCCACUCAUUUUUGCUUGUUUAAAUUGUUAUUUUGCUUUCCUAGUAAUUUAUCGUCUCCGCCGACAUCGCACGAAUUUUACCAGUACUCUCUCAUCUUCCUCCGCAGGCCUCAGUCCUCGCCGCUUCUUUAAACUUUUUUCAAUGUCCCUAAUGCUUCUCCUGAUUUAUUUUCCAGUCGUCAUUUAUUAUUUUUAUCUUAAUGUCAGCUGGCCUUUACAUGCCUUUUCUUGGUCAUAUGUUCAUGAUCCUUCAUAUUGGCCAUCGAUCAUCUUCUGGAGAAUCGCAGAUGCACCAAAGGGUAUGCAGUAUGAUGCAUGGAAUUGGGUUGCUUUAGCCUUUUUAAUUGUGGUAUUCUGGGGUUGUAAUAGUGAAGGAAUGGAGAUUUAUAGAAGGGGAUUGUGCAAAUUGGGAUUGGCGAGGUGUUGGCCAAGAUUGAGGAUGAGUAUGCAUGAAAGAAAGAUGGAGAAGAUGGAGAGGAAUAGUAGGAUUGGAAUGAGUAGUGGGAGUCUAAAUGGGAGUUGGGCAGGUAAAUUUGAUUUGAUUACUAAGACUAUUCAUUAUUUUGAGGAUCAGGAGGCGAAAAGUGGGAAACAGAGCGUGACUACGACGACUACAUUGGGAGAUGAAGUAAAAAAUACCACAAGCCGCAAGCCUUCUCAUACCCCAGCCUAUGACUCCGUCAACUCCAGCAACUUGGGUUGUAACUCCCAAAAUACGACUGGUUACAAUCCGUCGACCCACAAACCUUCCAACGCGACAACUUACGAAAGUAUAAAUGAGAAAGAGACUUACCUCUCAUCUAUAUCUACUACAAUCGAGAACUCAGAUGUCAUCUCCCCGGUUCCGAGGACGCCCAGCCCAAAUAAUGCUCAUUCGCAUUCUCUAGAUCAUGAGGUAGGGGUGAGAGAGGCCACAAUCCCACCACCAACUUCAGCCGGGAUUUAG